UGAUAACAUUUAAGUAACAUCACGUAUUCGGGCAGCCGCGUACAACAAUUAUUAUUAUGCCCCGUGACGAUCGGCCCCGGCGUCGACUUUUUUCGUGAUAACUCGCGCUGCCUUCGCCCUAUCAUUGUUGUUACCUACACAUUAUUGUUUUACGUUUGUUAUCGUCGUUGUUUGACGUCGCAUUUCUCCCGUGUGUCCGAUCCCUUUAUUGAAAUAAUUAUAUUUCAAUAUUGUUUUCCCUGCUUGUUCGCGUACCAUUGUCCAUUGUUCGUUAACAACGACGUGCAGUCAUUAAGAUUUAUAAAUCGGUCGCCUCACCGAGUGAAUAGCGCACGGCCAUCCGUACGAGCAUCGUUGCAUUCGGUCGUUCACUAUGGCCGGAUUGAAAGCGUUAAUGACCUUAGCCUUUGCUGGAUCAAUUGGUAUGACAUUGGUUAUAUUAGCAUGUGCAUUACCAGAUUUAAAUUCUUGGUGGCCAUUUAUAGUAGUAGUAUUUUACCUGUUUGCGCCAUUGCCGACCAUGUUGAUGAAACGGUACAAUGAUUAUUCAGGAUCAGGUAAUGCCAACAUGGAAUUGGCUGUAUUUCUUACAAUGGGUAUAGUGGUAUCAUCAUUUGCCUUACCUAUAAUUAUGGCCAGGGUCCAGACUAUUGCGUGGACAGCCUGUAAUUUUACAUUGUUUGGAAACGUAGUUGUUUAUUUGACGUUUAUAGGAUUUUUCUUAACACUUUACCAAGAAGACACUGAUUAUAGUUUAUGGUAAUAUAUUAAUUAACUCAUAUAUGUUCAAAUGCUUAUUCCUUAUUUUAAACUAAUAUUUUAUAUUAAUUAAUUAAUAGUCUGUACUUUUAAAGCAGGUAUCUAUUUUAGUUAAUGUAUGAUUUUAUUUAAUUUUGCUUAA
Molecule: messenger RNA, 901 nt
Organism: Sipha flava (yellow sugarcane aphid)
Lineage: Eukaryota; Metazoa; Arthropoda; Insecta; Hemiptera; Aphididae
Product: leptin receptor gene-related protein
Exons: 4
Coding region: 374-763 (129 amino acids)
Biological process (GO): late endosome to vacuole transport via multivesicular body sorting pathway
Cellular component (GO): endosome
Source: RefSeq, a predicted model, not a curated record